This is a messenger RNA of Phyllostomus hastatus (greater spear-nosed bat), 1173 nucleotides long. RefSeq names its product potassium two pore domain channel subfamily K member 9 (gene KCNK9). The record is from RefSeq and is a predicted model, not a curated record. The transcript is spliced from 2 exons. Gene Ontology annotation, cellular component: membrane. The coding region runs from base 52 to 1173 and encodes 373 amino acids. Gene Ontology annotation, biological process: stabilization of membrane potential; potassium ion transmembrane transport. Gene Ontology annotation, molecular function: potassium ion leak channel activity. Lineage: Eukaryota; Metazoa; Chordata; Mammalia; Chiroptera; Phyllostomidae.
GGCUGCGAGCCUGCGGGACAUGCCCCCCGCGCCGGCUCCUUGCUGGCGGCCAUGAAGAGGCAGAACGUGCGGACUCUGUCCCUCAUCGUCUGCACCUUCACCUACCUGCUGGUGGGCGCCGCCGUCUUCGACGCCCUGGAGUCGGACCACGAGAUGCGCGAGGAGGAGAAACUCCGAGCCGAGGAGACCCGGAUCAAGGGGAAGUACAACAUCAGCGGCGAGGACUACCGGCAGCUGGAGCUGGUGAUCCUGCAGUCCGAGCCGCACCGCGCCGGCGUCCAGUGGAGGUUCGCCGGCUCCUUCUACUUUGCCAUCACGGUCAUCACCACCAUAGGUUACGGGCACGCAGCCCCGGGCACGGACGCGGGCAAGGCUUUCUGCAUGUUCUACGCGGUGCUGGGCAUCCCGCUGACGCUCGUCAUGUUCCAGAGCCUGGGCGAGCGCAUGAACACCUUCGUGCGCUACCUGCUGAAGCGCAUCAAGAAGUGCUGCGGCAUGCGCGACACGGACGUGUCCAUGGAGAACAUGGUGACCGUGGGCUUCUUCUCCUGCAUGGGGACGCUGUGCAUCGGGGCGGCCGCCUUCUCGCAGUGCGAGGAGUGGAGCUUCUUCCACGCCUACUACUACUGCUUCAUCACGUUGACCACCAUCGGGUUCGGGGACUACGUGGCCCUGCAGACCAAGGGCGCCCUGCAAAAGAAGCCGCUGUACGUGGCCUUUAGCUUUAUGUACAUCCUGGUGGGGCUGACGGUCAUCGGGGCCUUCCUCAACCUGGUGGUCCUCAGGUUCUUGACCAUGAACAGCGAGGACGAGCGGCGGGACGCGGAGGAGAGGGCGUCCCUGGCGGGCGCGCGGAACAGCAUGGCCAUCCACGUGCCCGAGGAGGCGCUGCGGGGCCGCGCACGCUGCAAGGCGGACGGGGACCUGCAGUCCGUGUGCUCCUGCUCCUGCUACCGGCCGCGGGGGCGCGCCGGCCGCCCCGCGGGCCACCAGAACUCCUUCGGCGCCCAGCUCGGCCCGCAGUACUUCCACUCCGUCUCGUACAAGAUCGAGGAGAUCUCGCCGAGCACACUGAAAAACAGCCUCUUCCCGUCCCCCGUCAGCUCCGUCUCCCCGGGGCUGCACAGCCUCACCGACGUCCACAGGCUCACGCGGCGCCGCAAGUCCAUCUAG